AUAAUGGGGUUGCUGAUUUCUUAGCUUCCCUUGCAGUUCAGACUGAGAGGAAUUCUGAAUUCUCUGUCAGUGGUGCUUUGCCACUUGCUGGGAGGUUGAUUCUGCAACAGGAUCAGAGCAGGUUGCCUACUGUCAGAUUAAAGAGAAUGAUUGCGGUCAAAGACAGGGAGUUGGAUGAUGUAUUUUGGUUUCUAAAUUGGGGUCUGUUCAGGGGCAGACGGCUGUAUCUGCCAGUUGGUCUGGUGUCCUAG
This is a messenger RNA of Ilex paraguariensis (yerba mate), 251 nucleotides long. The record is from the annotation of a GenBank genome assembly. Lineage: Eukaryota; Viridiplantae; Streptophyta; Magnoliopsida; Aquifoliales; Aquifoliaceae.